AUGGCAUUCUACGAGGAUCCGACUCGCUCUCCUGCAGUUACUGUCAAGACUGCUCCUAUCUUGAACACUCCCGAUGACUGGGACGAAUGGUAUCGGGCGUUCAAGUAUGAAGCGCAAGCUGACGGUUCCUGGCAGUAUGUCGACCUCUCGAGACCCGAACCUCCUCUCCUCCCAGGUCCUCCCGAACUACCUCCCUACACUGAAUCGGACACACUUACACAAGAAGAGAAGUGGGCGUUAGACAGGAAGGAUGGGGAUUGGCAAAGGCAGACGGAGAUCUAUCGACAGCAAACGAUUCUCGUUCAAAGACUGAACGACCGAUUUAACAGGACGGUGUCAUUAGCAAACCGCCUGUACUUCGAAGAUGAAGUCACUCCAUACAGACGGCUGAAGGCCUUGAAGGGACGGCUGAAGGCCUUGAAGGAGCGUCAUCGAGUGCCGCCAGACUCGAGUGCACUUCGGUGGAGCCGUGCGGAAACUGCAAAUGGCGACCGACAUAGGGCCGCCGCGUGUUCCGGACGCUCAGAAAACACGGAUCAACAGCACACCGUGUCGCAACGAGUGCCUCUAGGGCUAAUCGACGCAAAUCGGAGACGCGGACAUGAAUUAUCUCCGUACUCUAUUCAGGCUCUAAUAUCGGAGAUGCUCGAGACGUGGGCGCCUCAUGAAAGGUUAUAA
Messenger RNA from Exophiala dermatitidis NIH/UT8656, 678 nucleotides. RefSeq lists its product as uncharacterized. The record is from RefSeq and is a predicted model, not a curated record. NCBI's taxonomy places the organism in Eukaryota, Fungi, Ascomycota, Eurotiomycetes, Chaetothyriales, Herpotrichiellaceae. Bases 1 to 678 code for a protein of 225 amino acids. The transcript has a single exon.